Molecule: messenger RNA, 783 nt
Organism: Danaus chrysippus (African queen)
Lineage: Eukaryota; Metazoa; Arthropoda; Insecta; Lepidoptera; Nymphalidae
Source: the annotation of a GenBank genome assembly
AUGAUGUUGAAAAACGCUGUGUUCCUCGCGUUAGCUGGUCUACUAGCAUUGGCUUCGGCAUCCACGGAUACAUGUUUCCAUGAUGUAUCCAUGGAUUGUAGCCAAUCUUCCAACAGCCUUGGAAAGAUUUAUAUACUACAGCUAAGUUAUAUCAAAACUAUUGUCGUUAAACCCCGAUAUGAGAUAUGCCCAAUCAAUCUUGCAGCCCUGCCAAGCUGUAAUGCGAUCUAUGGGAACUUCGCCCGUCAGGGUAACGUGGCGAUAGAGCUCCAGGCGUACGCCAACCUACAUCUGCGCAGAUCAUACGAGUUCUUACUAUCAUCCGCCUACUACAACAAUUAUCAGACAAACCGACUGGGCUUCAGCAAACUGUUCAGGAAGCUCUCCGAUGAUGCAUGGAGCAAGACCGUGGAUCUGAUCAAACAUAUCACUAUGAGAGGUGGUUCGAUGGACUUCAUGGUCCGCAGCGCUAUAGAAUCGGUUAAGAACAGCACUACCGAGUUGCAAGAGCUUGAAGCGCUGGCUCAUGCGUUGGACGCUCAGAAGGAGUUGGCCGAGAGAGCCUUCUACAUCCACCAAGAGGCUACAAGGAAUAAUCACAAGACUCAUGAUGCCGAGAUCGCUCAAUACCUUGAAGAGGAGUAUAUCGAAGAUCAUGCUAAGAUAGUCCGUGACUUAGCUGGAUACACAACAGACUUGAAGCAGUUCAUUACAGCCAACAGCGGACAAGACCUAUCACUGGCUCUAUACUUGUUCGAUGAAUACCUUCAGAAAACAGCAUAA